UAAACAAACAUUUUCGCCGAAAAUUACAAAUUAAAUUAUCAAAAACGUAUAAUAAUUGAUGCUUCAAAGCCAAUUGUGAAAGGGCUUUCAUAAUUUAUAGUGUAAAUUUCAUCACAAAUGGCCGGCAAUAUGCAAAGGGUUGUGCAUUUGGAUCUCAAAGGAGCUCCACCCAAGAUUGACUUCUUAGAAAAGGUAUUGCUAGUUAUAAAGUCAUGUGGUGGUACGGGUGUGUUGAUUGAAUGGGAGGACACAUUCCCCUACACGGGUGAGCUCGCAGAUAUUGGCAGUCACGGGAAUAGUGGAGGAGACGGAGUCUAUAAACCGGAAGAAGUGCAGCACAUAUUUAAUUUCAUCAAAGCAAAUGGUUUAUUACCUAUUCAACUGAUCCAAACCUUCAGCCACCUGGAGUUUGUGCUCAAACACCCCAAGUUUGCGAAGCUGCGGGAACUCCACGAGUCUCCGGCCUGCCUCUGCCCAUGCAAGCCAGAUUCCCUGCCGUUGGUGACCGCUAUGGUUGAACAGGCCUUGAACGCUCAGCCGGACGCAGAAUAUGUACAUAUUGGGGCCGAUGAGAUAUGGCAUCUCGGAGUGUGCCCAGACUGCCAGACCAGGAUAGCAGGCGACGUCGACGGAACCGCUGUCCUAUACCUGGACCACAUCCAAGCUGUGGCCAACUACAUACGGAGCAUACGACCGAAUAUCACUAUAUUAAUGUGGGAUGACAUGUUGCGUGGAAUCAAGACGGAUAUUCUGUUGCGAUACGACCUAGGCAGCAAGGUCCAGCCAGUAAUCUGGGACUACAGCCCCAAGGAAGUGUUUCACAUCGGCGCUUCCCGCUGGAAUGUCUACAGCCAGUUGUUCCCGAGGGUGUGGGCCGCGUCGGCCUUCAAAGGCGCCAGUGGGGCUAACCAGAUAUUGGCCUCCACGUACCGCUAUGUGAGCAGCAACGAAGCGUGGCUCAGCGAGAUCAAACACAACGCUUCAAGCACCGUGUUCGCUGGCAUCAUACUCACUGGCUGGUCUAGGUAUGACCACUACGCCACGCUAUGCGAACUGCUGCCGGUAGCAAUGCCGAGUCUGGUCAGCUGUCUCAGUUUGCUGACCAAACCUGAAGAUGUGCCUAUUGAAACUAUAAUGUACGAGACCCUACCCCCUUCGUCUUGGCCAGGCAUGCAGUUUGCGACUACCCUCCACAAGUUUGCUGUUCUGAAGGAACAUGCCAACCAGUUUCUGAAUGGAGAGGUUGUGGGAUCGUGGUUUAACCCUUGGCAGAUUGAGAACAGCUAUACCAAUCCUUAUAAAGUGGUACGCAUCGCAUCGGCAGCAAGGCAGUUCAUGACAGAACUAGCCGCUCUUCAAUCAGACCUAGCCCUUGGCAUCAGUACCAUAACCGGCCAACGAAGUUCCGAAGAGUGGAUGAAGACAUACGUGUGCCCCAUCAUGACCAGGAUAUCGGAUCUCGUGAAGGCAGCCGAAGCCAGAAGCAAUUCCGAACCGAGCGUCAGUCCGUCGAAUAAUUUGUACUUGUGGAAUAAUAACGUGCAGUGAACUGAUGGUUUGUAAGUAAGGGUCUACUUAUCAUAAUUUAAUGAGGGCUAUCGUUAAACAGUGGCAAUAAUGAGGGCUAUCGUAUUAGCGCUCACCAGUUGGCGCCACUGUAGAGUAAGGUCCUGUCACUUGCUAGUAGCGAAGACAGUGGCGCCAACUGGUGAGCGCGAAAGUUGUAGGAGGACUAUCGCAUUUGCACCCAUCAAGAUGGCGCCACUGUAGAGUAAGGUCCUGUCAAUCGCCAGGGGUGCCAACUGUUGAGUAUAAAAACGAUAGCCCUCAUUAGUGAGCGCUGAAGCGGUAGGAGGACUAUCGCAUUUGAACUCACCAGGAUGGCGCCACUGUAGAGUAGGCUCAUGUCAAUCGACAGUAGUGCCAACUGUUCAGUAUAAAAAUCCAUUAUAGCGCUGUCAUCGGCCAGCGAAGUUCCGAAGAGUGAAUGAAGACAUACGUGAGCCCCAUCAUGAUCAGGAUAUCUGAUCUUGUGAAGGCAGAAUCUAUAAGCAAUUUUGAACCGAGCGUCAGUCCGUCGAACAAUUUGUACUUGUGCAAUAAUAACGUGCAGUGAACUGAGGGUCAAACUGGUCGCGUCAUGUGUGGUCUCUCAACGGAAUCUAUGGCAGAAACU
This is a messenger RNA of Ostrinia furnacalis (Asian corn borer), 2176 nucleotides long. Its product is annotated as hexosaminidase D. Gene Ontology annotation, molecular function: hexosaminidase activity. Bases 118 to 1548 code for a protein of 476 amino acids. The record is from RefSeq and is a predicted model, not a curated record. The transcript is spliced from 11 exons. NCBI's taxonomy places the organism in Eukaryota, Metazoa, Arthropoda, Insecta, Lepidoptera, Crambidae. Gene Ontology annotation, biological process: carbohydrate metabolic process.